This is a messenger RNA of Pogoniulus pusillus (Red-fronted tinkerbird), 1922 nucleotides long. It is a transcript of the gene P2RY4, whose product is annotated as pyrimidinergic receptor P2Y4. Gene Ontology annotation, cellular component: plasma membrane. The transcript has a single exon. Gene Ontology annotation, molecular function: G protein-coupled UTP receptor activity; G protein-coupled purinergic nucleotide receptor activity. The coding region runs from base 1 to 1137 and encodes 378 amino acids. Gene Ontology annotation, biological process: G protein-coupled receptor signaling pathway; transepithelial chloride transport. The record is from RefSeq and is a predicted model, not a curated record. Lineage: Eukaryota; Metazoa; Chordata; Aves; Piciformes; Lybiidae.
AUGGCCACUUCUCCAGCGAGGACGUUCCCAGAUGCCCUGUGGACAGCGACGUCGGCUCCCUGGCUAGGAGGGAACACCACGGCGGCGGCGGAGGAGGAGGAGGCAAAGUGCGUCUUCGACGAGGAGUUCAAGUUCAUCCUGCUGCCCAUCUCCUACAGCAUCGUCUUCGUGGUGGGGCUGCCUCUCAAUUUUUGGGCCCUGUGGAUGUUCAUCUCCAAAAUGAGGCCCUGGAACGCCACCACCACCUACAUGGUCAACUUGGCCAUCUCCGACAUGCUCUACGUCUUCUCCCUGCCCACCCUGGUCUAUUACUACGCCGACCGCAACAAUUGGCCUUUCGGGACGUGGCUCUGCAAGAUCGUUCGCUUCCUCUUCUACGCCAACCUCUACAGCAGCAUCCUCUUCCUCACCUGCAUCAGCGUGCACCGCUACAUGGGCAUCUGCCACCCCAUCCGCUCCCUGAAGUGGGUGAAGACCAAGCAGGCCCGCAUCAUCUGCGUGGCCGUCUGGCUCGUCGUCACCAUCUGCCUCAUCCCCAACCUCAUCUUCGUCACCACCAGCUCCAAGGACAACAGCACCCUGUGCCACGACACCACCAAGCCUGAGGAAUUUGACCACUACGUGCACUACAGCUCGUCCAUCAUGGCCCUCCUCUUUGGGCUCCCCUUCCUGGUGAUCGCUGUGUGCUACUGCCUGAUGGCCAAGACGCUCUGCAAGUCCAGCCUCUCCAGCCCCGGCCCCCGCAUGCCCUCCUACAAGAAGCGCUCCAUCAAGAUGAUCAUUGUGGUGCUCACCGUCUUCGCCGUCUGCUUCGUGCCCUUCCACAUCACCCGGACCUUGUACUACACUUCCCGCUACUUCCAAGCCGACUGCCAGACCCUCAACAUCAUCAACUUCACCUACAAGAUCACUCGUCCCCUGGCCAGCAUCAACAGCUGCCUCGACCCCAUCUUGUACUUCAUGAUUGGGGACAAGUUCCGGGGGCGGCUGCGCCGUGGGCCGCUCCAGCGCCCCCGGCCCACGCCUCCCAGUGACCUUUCCUUGGUGUCCCCCUCCAUGGACAACCUCUUGAGUGGCAGCCACACUGCUAGUGAGACCCGAGGGACAGGGACAGCACAGAGCAGAGGUCGAUGCUGAGGGGUCAAAGGAGGUUCCAGUAACCUCGUCUCUAGUCUCCACGAGUCACAGUCCUGCUGGGCUCCACUGGGGCACCCUGGCACCCCCCAGCUCCCCAAACCAGACCUGUCCUCACACAGCCUCUGUGGGACAGAGACCACAGGGCUGAGGGCUGGUGGACUCAGGCACCCAGUGACAGAACAAGAGGACACAGCCUCAAACUGCAGCAGGGCAGGUUGAGGCUGGACAUUCUUCACUGAAAGAGUGACUGGCAUUGGAAUGGGCUGCCCGGGGGAGGUGGCGGAGUCCCCAUCCCUGGAGGUGUAUAAGAGGAGGCUGCAUGAGCCACUUAGUGCCACGGGUUAGUUAAUUAGAAGGGUUAGGUGACAGGUUGGACUCGAUGAUCCUAAAGAUCUCUUCCAACCUGGUUAAUUCUGUGACUCUGUGACAGGAGGCUUGUUCCAGGGCUGCCCUGGUGCUGCGGGAGAGGUUGACAGGAUACACCAGGACAGACUCUGGGUGCUCACGGGAAUGGGCAGAAUGCUGAGAAAGCCAUUUCGGGGAGUCAAGCUGGUGUCCCAGCCCGGGGCACUGCUGGGGACACGCGUGGGGCUGGCAGGUGACUGAAGAGAAGGGUUCCUCCCUGGGCGUGCACAGCCCUUCCAGUCUGCUCCACAGCGGCGUGUGGGGACUGCAGCCAACCUGGGGCUGGAGCCAGCGCUGGGCUCCCCAUGUACCUGGUGAAGGUUCUCAACGAUGUCCCUUGGGAGAGGCAGGGAGGGACAUGGCACAGAGCCCAUGCUGCC